This is a messenger RNA of Wallemia mellicola CBS 633.66, 723 nucleotides long. RefSeq lists its product as hypothetical. Bases 1 to 723 code for a protein of 240 amino acids. The record is from RefSeq and is a predicted model, not a curated record. The transcript has 2 exons. Lineage: Eukaryota; Fungi; Basidiomycota; Wallemiomycetes; Wallemiales; Wallemiaceae.
AUGAAAUUCUCACUCGCUCUUGUCGCGCUCGUUGCUGCUGUUUCUGCAGUCCCAGUUAAACGCUCGGACGGUGGCUCUGGUGAAUGGGCAAAUGGUGCUACCUCCAACACUGCUGCUACAUCUGGUUCAUCAAAGGGCUCAGAUGGCGAUCUCCUCAAGCGUGGCAUUGACUUGAAGCGUGGUGAGCACGACGGUGACUCAACCUGGGCAAAUGGCGCCACCUCCAACACUGCUGCUACCUCUGGUUCAUCAGAGAACUCAGAUCAUGAUCUCCUCAGAAGAGGACGCCUUACACGUGGUGAGCACGGUGGUGACGCUACCUGGGCAAACGGUGCUACAUCAAACACUGCUGCUACAUCCGGUUCAUCAGAGAACUCAGAUGGUGACCUUCUCAGAAGAGGACUCAAGCGUGAUGAAUGGGCUAAUGGCGCUACCUCAAACUCUGCUGCCACCUCAGGUGAAUCCAAACACUCAGACGGUGACCUCCUCAAGCGUAAACUCAAGCGCGAUGACUGGGCAACUGGAGCUACCAGCUCUUCAAGUGCAGGUAGUGGAUCCUUUGAUCACAACGAUGGUGAUCUCCUUAAGCGUGGUGUUACUGAAGAGGGUUUCGAUCCUGUCAAUGGUGGUAUUAGACGUGGUGUUGACCUCGAUGAUGAUCUCCUCAAGCGUGAUGUUGCUGAAGAGGGUGUGCUCAGUAAGCGUCAAGAGGAAGAAGAGUAA